Molecule: messenger RNA, 698 nt
Organism: Saccoglossus kowalevskii
Lineage: Eukaryota; Metazoa; Hemichordata; Enteropneusta; Harrimaniidae
Product: solute carrier family 22 member 21-like
Source: RefSeq, a predicted model, not a curated record
CGUUCUCUCCAACGUAUUGGUUUUUUGCUCUCGGUCAAUUUCUGAUUGGAAUUGCGACAACUGGUAUUUAUACUAUUGGGUUUGUACUUGGAAUAGAACUGGUAGGACCAAAGAAACGCAACUUUGCUGGUAUGGUAAUUUGCAUAUUCUAUGCUAUGGGAUAUAUGUUGCUAGCUGUUAUUGCAUUUGCUGUAAGUGGUAACUGGAGGCAACUUGAAAUCAUAUUGGCAGUUUUGACUGUGCCGUUCUUUUUAUAUUACUGGUUCGCAAACAGUUUUGUGUACUAUGGCUUGUCUGUUAACGUAACAUCACUAUCGGACAAUCCAUAUGCCAGCUUUUUCCUGUAUGGCGCAGUGGAAAUUCCUGCGUAUCUAUUGACAUGGUAUUUAUUGGAUAAAGUUGGGAGAAGACUGCUAAUCUGUGUAUUUAUGGUGAUUGGCGGCUUAAGUCUGAUUAUAAUAGCUCCAGUGAAUAACACAUCAUUGGAUGGCUUGGUGUCAUUUUUGGCGUUAUUUGGCAAAUUUUGCAUUGCUGGUUCCUAUGCAAUAGUUUAUAUUUUAGCAGCAGAGAUAUAUCCUACACCUAUCAGAAAAAAUAUGAAGAAUACAACUGCAAACGUUAAAGCUCGUACAACUGUAGAAAUUGGCGUACAAGUGGACAUUGACGAGGCCUUGAUUAUGGACGCCAACGAUCACUAA